AUGUCAACGGAGAAGGUCGCGUAUACAAGCGUUCCUGUCGCUGACAAACAUGAAGAACCACCCGAAGCCAACCCGACGAACGGCUUCGGUGUUCGACACUUACAAGCCCUCCUUCUAUUUGUAUCUCUCUCGGUCGGGUUGGCCAUGAGAGCCCACUUGAGCGUCACAUUAGUGGCAAUGACGGGCCACAGCUUGCAGGGGCGUAACAUAACUUGCGCUAAUCUAGGACACAAACUGGAUCUGCACAAUUUAAAUGCAACCGAAGCCAACCGAACUUUGGAUCUAGACAGUUAUACGAAUGGCCACUCCACUCUGGAUUGCACGGAAGAUGCUCAGAGAUCGUCUAUUUGGAACAUCUACCGGACUUACAACUGGUCAAAACCGAAACAAGAGAUGAUACUGUUCGCCUUUUUUGUCGGCUACACAAGUAUGAUGCUGCCCAUGGGCUUGAUUGCGCAGAAGUUCGGCGGGAAACUACCGAUAUGCGUCGCGUUGGCUGUGAACGGUAUUUUGUCUGUGAUGACUCCGUGGAUGCCUCUAUUUGGUGGUUGGAUAUCAGUCUGCAUCGGCCGACUUUUGCAAGGGAUGACGCAGGCUGCUUUCUUUCCCAGCAUACACACGUUGCUCGGGAAAUGGGCACCACUGGCGGAGAGAGGAAGGCUCAGCACAUAUGUUUACACAGGCUCCCAAUUCGGCACAAUUUUAGCAUUCCAAAUAGCGGGCUUUUUCGCUGGCAGCCCUUUGUUCGGUUGGCCGACAACGUUUUGGUUUUGCGGCAUUUUGAGCCUUGUGUGUUGCGGCUUUCUAUAUUACUUCGGUUCAGCCUCACCUUGCGAUCAUCCGAGUAUAAGUCCGGAGGAGCUAGCUUACAUUACUAAAGAUGCAAGCGCUGACACAGUACCAAAAAAACGGAAAACCCCUUGGAGGCAGAUUCUGACGUCGAAACCAAUCUGGGGCUUGGUGGCGACGCACACGGGUAGUGCCGCAGGAUAUCUGUUGGUGCUCACUCAGAUACCGAUGUAUAUGAACAAAGUGCUCGGAGUAGAUAUACAGAGGAACGGUGUUUAUUCAUCCCUUCCGUAUAUAUCGAUGUACUUUAUGACACUACUAUUUGGUUAUUUAUCGGAUCUUUUGGCGAACAAGAAAUUGAUGUCGGUGACUAAUAUAAGAAGAACAGCAAAUACGAUUGGUAUGGCAGUAUCUGGACUGUUUCUUAUAGGAUUUAGUUUUGUGCAAGACACAUUGGUUGCAGUGAUUCUCAUGGUGUUAUGCUUGGGGUUGCACUCCGGCGUACACGUCGGGUUCCAUAUAAACCAUAUAGAUCUGGCGCCGAACUUUGCUGGGCCGACUAUGGCAAUGGGGAACAUGAUUGCCAACUUGUCUGGGCUCGGUGUUCCGGUACUGGUCUCUAAUAUCGUUGGCGAUGAUGUGACAAAUCAAUCAAAAUGGCAGAUACUGUUCAUAAUUUUCGCGUCUGUUCAAUUUGUUACGAAUCUUAUCUUCGUUAUUUUCGCAAAGGGCACGGUACAAGAAUGGAACUUCUAUAGCGAAGAGGAAAAAGAUGAAAACGAAGAGAUUCUCUAUACAAAAGGAGAAAUUAAAGGUAUCUUAAGAAAGAAAAUCAACGUUGAAAAAACG
This is a messenger RNA of Iphiclides podalirius (scarce swallowtail), 1638 nucleotides long. The record is from the annotation of a GenBank genome assembly. NCBI's taxonomy places the organism in Eukaryota, Metazoa, Arthropoda, Insecta, Lepidoptera, Papilionidae.